Molecule: messenger RNA, 2148 nt
Organism: Suillus paluster
Lineage: Eukaryota; Fungi; Basidiomycota; Agaricomycetes; Boletales; Suillaceae
Exons: 15
Coding region: 1-2148 (715 amino acids)
Biological process (GO): regulation of DNA-templated transcription; DNA-templated transcription
Cellular component (GO): nucleus
Molecular function (GO): DNA binding; zinc ion binding; DNA-binding transcription factor activity, RNA polymerase II-specific
Source: RefSeq, a predicted model, not a curated record
AUGCCUAAAGCACCAGGUUCAGUAGGUUCGGGAACGGGCGGCGCUACUGUCCUCAAGAGAAAUCAGGCCUGCCACCAGUGCAGACGACGCAAAUUGGUGAGUUUCAAGAUACGCUCCACCAGUGAUGCCAGACGACCGUGCUCGACCUGUGUUCGUUCGCAUAAGCAUGCUCGCGAUCAUGCUCAGCCUGGAGCGAGCCUGCCGGAAACGCCGGAAUGCACAUUCGACGAAGUUGCAACGACGGAGAUCCCAUCUACCCCAUCGGACAGUCCCAAGAGCAGGUUUGAACGACUGGAGACUCGGAUAAAGGAGCUCGAAACACUUUUAAGUCAAAAGGAGCAGGCAACAUCCCCUGAUGCAAAUCCACCUGGCAGUUCAGCUGCCUCGUCUACCCAGAAUUCACCUAGUUCUAUUCAAUCUGUGCCAUUGAAUUCACGUUCCGGAUCGGCAUCCACAAUGAGCUUUCCGAGUGAGCUGAAUUCCCUAUUAUCACCAUCUACUUUGGACGUGGAUGCCCAGACGGUUAACCCGUACUUUUGGAAUGGCAAUUCGGGUCUCAUGGGGGGUGCAAGCGUCGGGAUCGAUGCUCCCAUGCUCUCAUCCAGCACGGACGUUAUCUGGUCACAUUGGCCUGCCAACCUCCCUCACCUGGAACUCAUUCGUCACCUGGUGGAGAUGUUCUUCUUGUUUCACCCGCACGCAUCUCGCCUUUUUCACAGAGGCACCUUCAUAGCUUUGUUGUCAUACCCACCGGACCACCCUGACUUUCCCAUCGCUCCCAUUUUACAUGCUAUAUGCGCUGUCAGUGCCAUUUACACUGCAGCUGGAGGACCUCGAACAGAUGCCAGAGACUUCUCAUACGAAGGUCAAUUCGCACAACCAGACCUGCCUGAUACAUUUGCAGAGCAACAAGCAAUCCACGCUAAGGAAGCGAUCGAGAAGUACUUGAAGAAAGGUCAACACUUAGUUCAAUGCGUGCAAACGUACGUUUUGCUGAUGUGGUACUAUUGGUGUCACUCGAAUGGACAAACUUUACGCGUUGCGAUACCGUUGGGACUCAACGUUUGCCCUCCUUUCUCUUCGCUACAUAAGAGUGCCCCCACAUUGUCGAUAAUCUCUCCGCCUCGCACUCCAAUCGAGGAUGAAACUCGGAGAAACACCUUCUGGCUGGCAUAUGCGGUUGAUCGCCAACAUGGAUCCGGCACUGGCUGGGCGCUCUCCCUUGAUGACGACGACAUUGCCCAAAUGUUCCCAGUCACGAUGGAGCAGUUUGAGUUGGGGAUACCUGUGAACUAUAACGUGCGGCAGUGGUGUCAUGUGAGAGAAGCGGUGCUCUUUCAUCCACCCGAUAUCACCGAUUCCUUCACGUUGUAUAUCAAGAGCACUAUGCUUCUGUCUUUCAUCAAAAGCUUCAAUCACCGAUACAAGAUCAAAUCGAAUUUGGGAGAUCCGAAAUUCUUACCAGUUGGGAACUUUGCAACCCAGGGGUAUGGAGAUCAGCCGGACAUCCGGUCGUCCCCUGCCUUCUCGGAAUUAGAUCAGCUGCUCGUGUCAUUCCGAUCGUCAUUUCCCAGUAACCUGAAAGACCCAUUCAGGACGGGGCUGGUGGACUCACACCUAUACACCACUUUCCUGACCUCACACGUAUCAGUAAUCUUACUUCAUGAACCUCACUCGAAUAUCCAUAGGGCUAAUUGCACUUCCGCUGCCAAGAUACUCGAGAGUGCCCGUACGAUCCUUGAUCUCAUAUAUGCGGUGUGGUCUACGAACUAUGAUAUCGGACUUUUGGACUAUUUCUGCCCGUUUUGCUGGUAUCUCGCGGGGCGAAUUUUUAGCCGUUUCCUCCAUGCUGCUCAGGACGCUGGUUGUGUUCAACAGAUGGAAACCCUACAGGCAGAGCUUGAUUUUGUAAGGUUGGCAUUGAGCAAGAUGGCCGAGCGACUUCCCCUUGCACUACUCAGUGAGACAUUUUCAGACCGAUACCAUAGGAUGUUAGAUGCUUGCAUUCUGGAAGUCGGCGGUCCGGCAGUCGUGCAUUCGAGUCUUGCGGAUGGGAGACCAGUCCCUACCGUCACUAAUCAGCAGCUGCGUGCCAGUACUAGCGUUACGCAGACAAGCGCACCUCAGUACCACACGGCACUUCCUUAA